This is a messenger RNA of Paramisgurnus dabryanus, 1127 nucleotides long. Lineage: Eukaryota; Metazoa; Chordata; Actinopteri; Cypriniformes; Cobitidae. The record is from RefSeq and is a predicted model, not a curated record.
AUGCAUUUUUUGGGAACGUUCAUAUCGGCUUCAUAUCUGCGGCUUAUACACCGAUACAGAUAUAUCUGCGACAGGCUCAUAUCGGCCGAUAAAAUCGGCAAAACGAUAAAUCGGUCGGGCUCUAGUCAGCACCCGUUAAUAAGCAGGUUUAUGAGAGGUGCAAGGCGUUUGAAAAGGGUUGUGAAGCCCUUGAUUCCGCAGUGGGACCUAUCCGUGGUUCUGAAUGCAUUAUCUCAGCCCCCUUUCGAGCCUUUAGAGGAUAUUGAUUUAAAGUUCCUUUCGCUAAAGGUGACUUUAUUGUUGGCUCUCUCAACGGCAAAGCGUGUUAGUGAACUUCAUGCUUUGUCUGUUCAUAGCUCUUGUAUGGUGUUUGCUACAGAUCUCUCUAGAGUGACUUUUAAAACAAAUCCAGCGUUUAUACCUAAAGUGAGCGAGUCAGCUCUCGCGUGUAAACAAGUGGAUUUAAUGGCUUUUCACCCGCCGCCUUUUUCCUCACCAGAAGAAGAGCGACUUCAUUGCUUGUGCCCAGUUCGUGCAUUAAGUUGCUAUGUGAACAGAACUAGGGCGAUAAGGAAGAAUAAUCAGUUAUUUGUUUCAUGGGCUGACACUCACAAAGGGAAACCUAUUUCUCGUCAGCGCUUGUCUCACUGGGUGGUAGAAGCUAUUAUAUUAAGUUAUAAUAGCAGAGGUCUUACUCCCCCAGCGGGGUUGAGAGCUCAUUCUACCAGAGGUAUGGCCACUUCUUGGGCACUUUUUAAAGGUGUCUCAGUUCAGGACAUAUGUGCGGCAGCAAGUUGGGCUUCGCCUCACACGUUUGUUCGAUUUUAUAGACUAGACGUCACAGAGCCAUCGCUGGCUCAUUCUGUCUUAAGUGUGUAAAAUUUGGCCAUAAUAUGAGUAUGCUAUUAGGAAGGUAGCUGCUCAAAUGACUUUAAGUUAAGUUGCAUAAUCACGGGUUGGUUGACAAGCCUGCUUCGGACAGCAUAUCUGCAAUACGGGAGUUGUCUAUAUCCCAUAGUGAGAUACCGAGCGAAUGUUUGAAAGAGAACGUUAGGUUACUUACGUAACCCCGGUUCUCUGAUAACAUGAGUGAGGUAUCUCACCACACCACCCUCCUUGCAGUAGCU